Molecule: messenger RNA, 1404 nt
Organism: Nerophis lumbriciformis (worm pipefish)
Lineage: Eukaryota; Metazoa; Chordata; Actinopteri; Syngnathiformes; Syngnathidae
Source: RefSeq, a predicted model, not a curated record
AUGGCAAUGACGGGUCAGAGCUCAUGCUCCUCCAUGAGUAACCACACCAAGGAACGGGUCACCAUGGCUAAGGUGACCUUGGAGAACUUCUACAGCAACCUCAUUGCCCAGCACGAGGAGAGGGAGAUGAGGCAGAAGAAACUAGAGAAGGUGAUGGAUCAAGAAGGCUUGGCCGAUGAAGAAAAAAGUCGUCGGCGUACUGAACAUGCAAGAAAAGAGUCCGACUUUCUUCGCCUGAAGCGCACCCGACUCGGUCUGGAAGACUUUGAGUCCCUGAAGGUGAUUGGCCGUGGAGCAUUCGGAGAGGUGCGUCUCGUGCAGAAGAAAGACACCGGCCACGUCUAUGCCAUGAAGAUCCUUCGCAAAGCUGACAUGCUGGAGAAAGAACAGGUGGGUCACAUACGUGCUGAGCGGGACAUCCUGGUGGAGGCGGACAGUCUGUGGGUGGUCAAGAUGUUCUACAGCUUCCAAGAUAAGAUGAACCUCUACCUCAUCAUGGAGUUCUUACCUGGAGGAGACAUGAUGACUCUCCUGAUGAAGAAGGACACUCUGACAGAAGAGGCCACUCAGUUUUACAUCGCAGAGACAGUACUGGCCAUCGACUCCAUCCAUCAGUUGGGGUUCAUCCAUAGAGACAUCAAGCCAGACAACCUCCUGCUAGACUCUAAGGGUCACGUUAAGCUGUCGGACUUUGGACUGUGCACAGGACUGAAGAGAGCACAUCGUACUGAUUUCUACAAGAAUUUGAACCAUAGCCUGCCCAGUGACCUCACUUUCCAGAACAUGAACUCCAAGAGAAAAGCAGAAACCUGGAAGAGGAACAGGAGACAGUUGGCUUUCUCCACCGUGGGAACACCAGAUUACAUUGCUCCUGAGGUUUUUAUGCAAAAUGGAUACAACAAACUCUGCGACUGGUGGAGUCUUGGCGUCAUCAUGUAUGAGAUGCUAAUAGGUUAUCCGCCUUUCUGCUCUGAGACACCUCAGGAGACGUACAGGAAAGUGAUGAACUGGCGAGAGACGCUCACCUUUCCUCCAGAAGUGCCUAUUUCUGAAAAGGCCAAAGAUCUCAUCCUCAGGUUCUGCUGUGAAGAGGAGCACAGAACCGGUGCUGCUGGUGUGGAGGAGAUCAAGUCCAAUCCUUUCUUUGAAGGGGUGGACUACGACCAUAUCAGGGAAAGGCCCGCCGCCAUCCCCAUCGAGAUCAAAAGCAUCGACGACACCUCAAACUUUGAUGACUUCCCGGAUUCCGAUAUCCUCACACCAACAGCCACUCAGGUGUCCAACCAUUCGGACGCCGACCUGAAGAAUAAAGACUGGGUGUUCAUCAACUACACAUACAAGCGCUUUGAAGGCCUCACCGCCCGGGGAGCUAUCCCGUCCUACAUGAAGUCCACCAAGAGAUGA